AGUUUACAAUACACCAGUUUAGUUUCUCUUCAUGACUGCUGGUGAGGGCAGCGAGCUCUCCGGGGAUUUUAGUUUGCUCCGAGUCUUUUAGUAAAUAAACAAGCAUUAUGAAGAUGGACGGGACCAAUCACACUCUGUUUGAUCCGAGAUGCAGGGAACAAGCUCCUUUGGCAAUCGAUGUUCUUAUGCAGUUGGACAUAUUUGGUAUAGUUCUCUACUCUGUCCUGACCUUCAUGGCCACGGUGUCCAUGCUGAUCUUCAUUGAAGAAUGCAUCUAUAUCUAUAAGAAAGUGCCUCCAAAUAAAAAAACUGUAAUCAUCUGGGUAACUGGAGCGGCACCGGUCAUUGGCACUAUGUCUUGUUUGGGCAUGUGGAUUCCAAAGGCCACGAUGUUCUGCGACAUGACGUCAGCCACAUAUUUUGCAAUUGUGAUCUUCAAGUUCCUGAUUCUCAUGAUUGAAGAGGUCGGAGGGGAUGAAUCGUUUCUGAGGCGCUCUGAGAAAAAAACAUUGAAGAUCAGCACAGGACCCUGCUGCUGUUGCUGCCUGUGCUUGCCAAACGCUUCCAUCACACCGCGAAAUCUGUUCAUGUUGAAAUUGGGGUCCUUCCAGUUUGCUCUGUUAAAACUGGCCUUGACCAUCCUUUCCGUUGUGCUAUGGACAAAUGGCAACUUCGAUCCAGCUGAUGUGGCUAUGAACGGUGGAGCCAUAUGGAUAAACUCAUUUAUCGGAUUUCUCACUAUUACAGCACUGUGGCCUGUUUCUAUCAUUUAUAUCCACUUGAAAGAGUCAUUACGUGUCCUUAAAAUCGUCCCUAAAUAUGCCAUGUAUCAGAUGGUGCUGAUUCUCAGUCAGUUGCAGACGGCCAUCAUCAACAUACUGGCAAUGAACGGCACUAUUGCCUGCGCGCCACCCUAUACUUCCCAGGCCCGUGGAUACUUAAUGAGUCAACAACUGUUGAUCGUGGAGAUGUUCAUCAUCACGUUAGUGACCCGCCUUUUAUACAGACGUCAGUACGACCCAUUACCAGAAGAGGAUGGUGAGGAGGGGAUAAAGAAAACCUUAACCUCAAAAAAUGCUGUGGAGAAUGCAUGAGAAGAACAGACUGUUGAGUGUGUGAAUGUGUGUUUUCUUUAUAUGGAUGUGUGUUGUUGUAUCUGUGCCAAACUUAUUUGUAUUGACGUUACUGUACGUAAGUGGAUUACAGAAUGAAUUUUAUUGUAAAGUCAGAGACUUCUUAAAGCAGAAAUGAUCAAUUUUGUAUAAAACGCACUACAACAUCCCAGCAGAAUGACAAGAAUUUUAGUUGAAAGGACAACAAAGCCUUGAUAAAUCCUGACUCAUGGUUCUGAUAAACUGAGAUAAUGUCAUGUAUAUGGCUUAAUGAUAUAGGCAUAAUGACUUUUGGAAUUGUUAAAAGGUCAGAUAGGAUUUAUUUGUGUUAUUUUGUAUGUAUAUUGUCCAUUUUUUCCAACAAUGAUGUAAGAGGCAACACAAUAGAUUACUUAUUUUCAUGCUUACGCUAAAAUAUCUUGUUUUAUUGCUUCUAUGCCAGCUAGAUUAAACUAAACUCUUUUUGGACUGGCACACAUUUUUCUUCAGGACUUUUUGACUUUCCGCAAUACACUGAUGGGGUUGUUUUGGAAAUGGGGUGAGCAUAAACAUUCCCAGACACAGGAAAUUUAACAUGGAAAAUGUCGUAACUACACACAGGUGGAAUGAUUAUGUGUCUUGGCCUUGGCAAAGAGAGUCAGUUACAUAAGGUGUUUAGAAUGUGCAUGAAAGAUGCAUUGAAUUAUUUUCCGUUUGAUUGGUGAAAUGGCAACAUUUUUCAAUUUGACAUAGCGUGGUGAUGAACAGAUUUGAAAAAUAUUCAAUAGUGGGCUAAGGUGUUGUUUCGCCUUUUGUUUAAAUGUUUUAUUUAAGGUGCAUUACAUUUGUUGGGUAUUUCAUGCAUGUUGCAUGUUGAAGCUCAGCUUUGAGAAGGUCCAGGAGAAUGACUACAUAAGAUCACCACAGAAGAGAACCAACAAAUAUUAAUAACUGGUAAAAAAGGAGAAUUGUAGGCAAUGUAUCCUUUAUUUCCUAUAUGAGUUUUUGGUACAGUAUAUCCAUAACAUCACCAAAUGACAAUGCUGUCAAACAUCUGGAAUCAACUAUUAAAA
Molecule: messenger RNA, 2164 nt
Organism: Triplophysa rosa
Lineage: Eukaryota; Metazoa; Chordata; Actinopteri; Cypriniformes; Nemacheilidae
Gene: slc51a
Product: solute carrier family 51 subunit alpha
Exons: 8
Coding region: 108-1094 (328 amino acids)
Biological process (GO): transport
Molecular function (GO): transporter activity
Source: RefSeq, a predicted model, not a curated record